This is a messenger RNA of Callorhinchus milii (elephant shark), 4876 nucleotides long. It is a transcript of the gene usp12a, whose product is annotated as ubiquitin specific peptidase 12a. The coding region runs from base 774 to 1898 and encodes 374 amino acids. Gene Ontology annotation, biological process: protein deubiquitination. Gene Ontology annotation, molecular function: cysteine-type deubiquitinase activity; cysteine-type endopeptidase activity. The transcript has 9 exons. Gene Ontology annotation, cellular component: nucleus; cytosol. NCBI's taxonomy places the organism in Eukaryota, Metazoa, Chordata, Chondrichthyes, Chimaeriformes, Callorhinchidae. The record is from RefSeq and is a predicted model, not a curated record.
AGUUUGGUGUUUACAGAGCAGUGUGUGUACAGGGUAGUGAGUCUGGUAUGUACAGGGCAGUGUGUACAGGGUAGUGAGUCUGGUAUGUACAGGGCAGUGUGUACAGGGAGUGAGUCUGGUAUGUACAGGGCAGUGUGUGCAGGGAGUGAGUCUGGUAUGUACAGGGCAGUGUGUGCAGGGAGUGAGUCUGGUAUGUACAGGGCAGUGUGUGCAGGGAGUGAGUCUGGUAUGUACAGGGCAGUGUGUGCAGGGAGUGAGUCUGGUAUGUACAGGGCAGUGUGUGCAGGGAGUGAGUCUGGUAUGUACAGGGCAGUGUGCACUGGGUAGUGAGUCUGGUAUGUACAGGGCAGUGUGUACAGGGAGUGAGUCUGGUAUGUACAGGGCAGUGUGCACUGGGUAGUGAGUCUGGUAUGUACAGGGCAGUGUGUACAGGGAGUGAGUCUGGUAUGUACAGGGCAGUGUGUACAGGGAGUGAGUCUGGUAUGUACAGGGCAGUGUGUACAGGGAGUGAGUCUGGUAUGUACAGGGCAGUGUGUACAGGGAGUGAGUCUGGUAUGUACAGGGCAGUGUGUGCAGGGAGUGAGUCUGGUAUGUACAGGGCAGUGUGUACAGGGAGUGAGUCUGGUAUGUACAGGGCAGUGUGUGCAGGGAGUGAGUCUGGUAUGUACAGGGCAGUGUGUUGGUGAGAGUGCGCUGACGAGGCGGGCGCUAGGACCCCGCGGUACGGCCCCUCCCCCGGCCCCUGUGAGCGGGUGAAACAUGGCGCCGGGCGGAUGGAAAUACUAAUGACAGUCGGGAAACUCGCUUCCAUUUGUACGAUGGGCAUCAAUGCCUCUGCUUUGGAGAAAGAGAUUGGGCCAGAACAGUUUCCAGUCAAUGAACAUUAUUUUGGUCUAGUUAAUUUUGGGAAUACGUGCUACUGUAACUCAGUCCUUCAGGCACUUUACUUUUGCCGUCCAUUUCGGGAGAAGGUUCUGGCCUACAAGAAUCAGCCCAGGAAGAAGGAGAACCUGCUCACAUGCUUGGCAGAUCUCUUUCACAACAUAGCUACACAGAAGAAAAAAGUUGGUGUGAUACCUCCCAAAAAAUUCAUAACAAGAUUACGAAAAGAAAACGAACUUUUUGACAAUUACAUGCAACAAGAUGCUCACGAAUUCCUGAACUACCUGUUAAACACCAUUGCUGAUAUCCUGCACGAAGAGAAAAAGCAGGAAAAACAAAAUGGACAGCUGCAUAAUGGUUCGAUUAAUGAUGACAAUGGCAAUAGCAAUGCCAAUGACAUGCCCGAACCUACCUGGGUCCAUGAGAUGUUUCAGGGAACAUUAACAAAUGAAACCAGAUGUCUUAACUGUGAAACUGUAAGUAGCAAAGAUGAAGACUUUCUAGACCUUUCUGUUGAUGUGGAGCAAAACACUUCAAUUACACAUUGUUUGAGGGGCUUCAGUAACACAGAAACUCUGUGCAGCGAGUGCAAGUACUACUGUGAGGUGUGCUGCAGUAAACAAGAGGCUCAAAAAAGAAUGAAAGUAAAAAAGUUGCCUAUGAUUUUAGCCCUUCAUUUAAAGAGAUUUAAAUACAUGGAUCAACUGCAUCGAUACACAAAAUUAUCCUACAGAGUAGUCUUUCCUUUAGAACUACGGCUAUUCAACACAUCAGGAGAUGCUACCAAUCCAGAGAGAAUGUAUGACCUGGUUGCUGUUGUGGUGCACUGUGGAAGUGGUCCUAACCGAGGACAUUACAUUGCAAUAGUAAAGAGUCACGAUUUCUGGCUGCUAUUUGAUGAUGAUAUAGUCGAGAAAAUAGACGCACAAGCCAUUGAGGAGUUCUAUGGGUUGACAUCUGAUAUCUCGAAGAAUUCUGAGUCCGGUUAUAUCCUCUUCUACCAGUCCAGGGAUUAAAUAGAUACCGAGAGGAGGAAAAUAUUUCUGCCUGGUUCACUUCCCAUUGCUCGCUCUUGCAGAGAGGAAGCACUGAGAUCAUGCAAAGGAACAACUGAAGUUGAGAGAGAGCUUUUCCUCUUUCUUGCAAAAUUUCAGUUACACUAGAGUAACGCUGAUUGUAUUGGCACAGCGAAAAUAUCCAUGUAAACCAAGCAAUCUUACCAGAUGUAGAAUCACAUGGGGAGUAAACUAUAGCACCUCUGUGCAUAAGGGAUGCUUACAAAGUGGGCAGAUAGCUUGGUGUUAUGAUGUCGAUCUCCUAACUCGGAUCGCUGUUAUGACUGAAAGCAAUGCAUGUAUGGAACCAAAGUGAACCAACUGAUGUUGCAUCAGGAUAAUCUUCCCUUGCUUCAUCCUGUUUGAGUUUUUAAGUUAAAUGACUUUUACGUCCAUAAAUUAGGAACUAACUACUGGGUCUAGAUUUCAUUGAUAGUACAAGACAAAAAAUAAUGGCAGUUGCAAUUAACAAAUUUGGGCAAAUAUUUCCAUCAAUAACAAUGAAGAGGAGGACACUUACAGAUGACAUGAGGUCUCUACACCAUAUUUGGACCAUCGUCUAUAAGGUCUUGAGACUUGUAUUUGACCAGAUCUUGUAAAUGCAUCUACUUCCAAUUUGCACAAUAAGGUAAAUAUGUAAUAUUCUUGCAAACUUGGUAUUAACACACUUUUUGGGUUGACUUGGUACUCUAUCCAUCAAUAGUGGAAUAUAGUUCUGGUUGACCACUUGUUUUGCUAGAAAUGUGACUGUUUGCAUGAGGAGCAUUCAAAUGUGAGUAGAUGUUAAUUGCAGGGUCUAAGCCACCAGGAAAUCCGGAGUCUUAUAUGUACGGCAGUGAAGAAACAUUUGUCAGGAUAAGAGAAUGGACUAAAUCUUGUAAAGUUAUUUUUGUUAUCCCAGAGAAACUAUCAGUUGGAGAGGUGUUGUAAGAGAAAUUCCAAGUUUUAUUUUUUUUCUGACUCAUUAUGCAUAUGUUGCAUCACAAAGGCAAAUAGACCAUGUCUGACAUGUCUUACUGGAAUGAAAGACACUUAUCAUUUACCAUAUAGAACUGUGCCCUCGGGAUUUCCCAUUAUAGUCUAUAUACAACAAAUCUCAUUUCUUAAAGAUGCAUUAGUUGCUUUAUAAACAGUUUCAGUUUCAGGAAAUAUUUAGAUAAACAGUAUUAUGUAUAAUAAUGUUAUUCUAAACCUACUUUGUCAUAACACCUUAUAAUUUCUGCUCUAUUGUGCCUGCUUUGCUAAUCUGACCCUGCACACUUCACUAUGGUAAUCUAAGUGUAUCUGAAUAUUUGCCUAAAAAAUCUGGUCUAUAAUUCCCAUGCAUGUAGUUGGCAAUCCACAGUCACAGAUGAAUGUAAAAUCUGAAGCCAAUUUGAAAAAUUCAGAUUUGCUGCAUUUUGCUUAUACAAAUUAAGAAACUUUGCUUAUGGGGUGCCUGUUAACUGACGCUUAUGGCGGUUUCGUAUGUAAGAAUAAAUUCCUACCUCCCCCUGUUGGUUCAAAUCCGACUGCGAGUUCAGUGGAUUUGAUUCAAAUGGAUGCAAAUGCAGUUUGAAUCCUGUUCCACCUCCUGACCUGCAGUGCACAUUAGCUCACGUCUCUGAUUUUAGUUUUGAUGCAGUCUGAUUGUAUGCCCUGGUUUAUGUUGUGGGGUAAAGAUAGGUAAGUUGAAUUAGGUUCAGGUCCACUGAAUCUGCGGGUCCAUUUUGAGUGGUAAUGUAGAUGGUGUAUAGGGUAGUAAACUCCCAUCAGUAUGAGUUCCAGAGUGAUUUGCAUAUACUUUCGAGUGGGUUUCAAGACCAGAGUCACUAUUCUGAAUAAACCAGGUGGAGAAGCAUUUACCACCUCUUUGUUGUGUACAGUACUUCAUAUCAAAACUGUGAAAUCCUGGGAAAGAAUGUCUAUCUGCUGCUAAAACAAACUUUGAUUUAUCAAAGUACAUUCUGUAGCUUUUAGAAUAAUGCUUUCUGACUUGUUGGCUCAGGUAAUGCUGUGGUCUUAACAUUUGGUACCACUUUAAUCCUUAGCUUUUAUCGUUAGGUUUGCUUCUUAAAAAAUAAAGUGGGGAGGACAAGUAUCAUGUUAUUGGGAUAAUUGUCAACCAGUGGGGCUAGAGUUGAGAUUGAUUGCUGCUGCAUAGCCAGUGCCCAGAAUAUUUCUUUCAGAGUAAAUGGUUCUUUAAGUCCCUGUUAAGUUUUUCUGCAAUGCAUUAAUUGAUCACUUGUUUACCCUGCAUUCGAUUACAUAUUGAGGUUCACCAACAGGGAAACCAUUUAUAUUUGGUGGAAUGAUUUUUCUCUUCUAUCCUCUCUCUCCCUUCCCCCAAACUUGAAAUAAUCUGUACUUUAUAGUUGCUGUAGUUUUAAAAACAUAAAAUGAAUGCUUAAAUCUUUUUUAAAAGAAUAAUCAGUGGAUGAGUGAGAUAUCUUAAGAUUUUCCAGCAUUAUGCAUUUGUUCCUGUGUUACGCUCGGUUUUGUAAAAAAAAAUAUUUUUGGGUGUGGGUUUUAGUAAAUAUUAGGAAGUGAUUUGGAUAUUGUGCAGCAGUGAAAUGGUUCAAAAUUUGAUAAUUCUGGAUAUUUUAAUUGCUACAAAAAAUUACAUUUUAGCCAUCAGAAAUCAUAGGGUGAUGGGUGGGGAGGGGGGUGGGGGAAGAAACCAGUAAAUAGUGGAACUGAUUCAUGUCCUUAUGUCAAAAUGUUCUUUAGGACACAACCGACGCAUAUUUUGUAUAUUGGGUCAGAAAUUUCUACAUAAAAAAGUAUGUUCUUUGAUAGCAUAUUGUAUGUAUGUAUAUAUAUAUAUUGAAAAAUUACUCUAAAUUAUAAAUUGUUGCACUUUUGAUACUGAUUUUUAGGUGUAUUUAAGGGGUUACUUGAGGCAGCCUGUUGAUUAAUUAUGUUUUUGUCUUAAAGAAAUAAAAAAAUCAUUUACAGGC